AUGAAAAAGUCACUGGAUUACAAGGCCAGCUUCCCAGCUGCCCUCAUGCCUGAGGAUACCAUCCUGCCCUGCCGGGUCUCCUGGGCCCACUUCCGGGUCUCCCGGACCCACUUCCGGGUCCAUCGCCCGCACAGAGCCUCUCCUGACUACUCUGCACAAGCCGGGUCGGGGGGUCACUUACAGAUGGGAGACGGGCUGUGCCCGAAGCACAGGGAGCGAGGAGCCAUUUCUGUGCUGGAGCUACAGCAGAUGAUGUCAGAUGAGUUCCAGGCAAGGCCCGAGGGUCCCAACCGGCCGUGCCCCAAAGAGGGGAUGAGUGCCAGCCCCAGCCUUCUCUGGGGGAUGAGGGGCUGGGUGGCGCCUUCAGUGGGCAGAUGGAGAACAGGGUGUGAGACGUGCUGCAGGUCGGUGGUCCCAAAGGAGCUGUCCAGAGGCAGGUCACAAAUUCCAGUGGGGCCAGGCCAAGCCCACAGGGACUGA
Rangifer tarandus platyrhynchus (Svalbard reindeer) is the source of this 480-nucleotide messenger RNA. The record is from the annotation of a GenBank genome assembly. NCBI's taxonomy places the organism in Eukaryota, Metazoa, Chordata, Mammalia, Artiodactyla, Cervidae.